Molecule: messenger RNA, 1179 nt
Organism: Rodentolepis nana
Lineage: Eukaryota; Metazoa; Platyhelminthes; Cestoda; Cyclophyllidea; Hymenolepididae
Source: the annotation of a GenBank genome assembly
AUGAUAGCUUUCAACGACGUAGUCAUAACCUGCGGUCAUCUAGGCGCUCCCCUUGAAUGCUACUCGCAUAAUAUAGCCAAGGAGCAGGGCAAGGAUUUCAUAGUCACGUCCUUUCAUAAGAGCAUACGCCAGUUCAUCAUCGUCUACCUUGGAUCCUUUAUCUCGGCUGUUGGCAUUCUUGGAAGUAUCAUUUGUCUAUUUAUAUUUCUAAGAACUCGAUUGGCUGUUCCGACCACACAUUAUCUACUUGUGGCCAGCUCAUUUGUUGAUUUAGUCUAUAUCGUGUUCGAGGCUAUAGUUCAUCACCCCUCCUUCAUUGUUGGCAAUCGAAAUGGCACCCAAUUUGGUUCUUACGUCUUUCUUGGUGUUGUUAGAAGUGGUAUAAAUCUUUCACAACUCCUUCGAAAUUGGAUUAUUGUUUGCCUGGGUUUCGAACGAUAUCUCUUAGUUUGUCACCCGGUUUACUUUCGAUCACAAUGGAAGAUGAAACAUAUUCACCGACUGAUGACGUUUGGGGUUACUCUGUGCAUUAUUGUCCGCAUUCCAUACAUUCUUUCUUAUAUAUUUGAUAUAUGGGGUCCAGAAUGGUGUAGCUUGAGUGGAAUCGCAACCGCUAUUCACUCAAUUGCAGAUGUUAUCUUCGUGGCCGUCUUACCUGUUCCCUUACUGGGAAUUUUGUCUUUGAUAGUCAUUGCAGAAUCGAAUCGUUUGCAGUCGUGGAGGGCGAAAAUGACGGUCAAUUUAAGUGCAAAUCAGACCAAAAUGAAGAACGCCAAUCGAAGAGCCCAUCAGGCUAUAAUGGUAGUUGUCUUCUGUUUCACCCUAUUCACAGGCGCCUUCCUGCCAAAUGGAGUCCUUCGGCUUCUCCAAUACAGUAGAGCUGGAAACAUUUGCAAAAUAUACUUCUAUCGGCAAUUCACCGCGGCAAUGGUUUUUAUUGGCAGCCUAUUAAAUUCCUCCGUUAAUUUUUUUAUAUACUUCGUUUACUGGGCUCGUUUCCGACGAGUCGUGAGGGAUACAGUGAAAACACUUUUUCCAUUUUUGAGGGCUUUUGCAGUGGCCAAAGAACGACGAAAAAGUACAAUCUCAGUUGUCAGGGUGAGCAGUAUGUUCAAUAUCUCCGUGCAUUCCACUCUUUCAAAAGCCGGCUCAAGGAACGGAAGAGAGUGUUCAAUAUGA